UGAGGGUAUUCUUAAGGGGCUAAAGUGUAAUAUGGGGGGUAGUAUAAGUAAUAGAGAAUAAGGCAUGUUAGAGAUAGGAUUGAGUUUGUUAGAUCGAUUAGGGCUCCUGCGUUUGUGCAGUGAGAGAGGGCGUAGCCCUGGGAUCACUUCGGUGAUUGCUUAUCUUCGAUUUGUAUUUCAGUUCAGUUUAUCGCAAUUAUCAUAUAUCGAUUCCUAUCAUUGGUCCGACCUGCCUACUCUGCUCUCCUUCAUCUUCAAUUUCCGAUCUAUCUUCCAUUUUCGGCUCUGUGUUUCAAUCUGCUUGCCUGCCUCUCUUCGCUGCUUCAAUUCCAUCAAAUUCCGGUCACAAUUUCACCUCUGAUCCAAUUUUUGGAUCUGUGUCCUGCCGUUUCAUUCUAUCAUGGAAACCCUAGUUCAAACCUAUCGAUUGGAUGCUCAGGAACAGCAGAUCAAACAACUUCAAGGUGAUGUUGCUAAAAUCAAAACCUCUUUGAAAUUGUUAGAAGAAGAACUUGUUGAAUCCAGGGAGUUUCGAAAGGUGGUUCUCAAUUGGAUGCACCAUCAGGAUUCGAGAUCUAAUUCCAGAUCGAUUUCACAAUUUCCAGACUCGUCUUCAGGUUCUGUUUCUCCACCUUCUUUCUCAGCACAAUUGGAGGCGUUCAUCGCCAGAUCUGAAGCACGCUUGGGGAAAUCGUUACUGCAUACUGGAUGUGGCUCCAAAUCUAGGCCAGAGAGUAUUAAUUGGGCCUUAUCAACUGCUGAAAACACGUUUGUUCCUGACCGAUUUGAAGAAGCUUCAGCCGACCGUGGCCAUUUGCUGAGGAAUAUUCAUUCGGAUUCAAGUUUUUCAGGCGGUUCUGCAGAUCCUUUGUUCAGAUCUCCGUCUCUUCCUUCUUCUCCGUCCUUAUGCAUUCAAUUGAAGAAUAUCAUGUCCAAAUCUGGAGAAAACUCACUUGGCGAUGGCCUUUUGAUGUCGCAUAGAGUUAAUGGACUCCUAUUGGACAACCUACAAGGGAUGUUGGGCUCAGAACCACUGGUGGGCCACGAUGUGGAGCUGAAAACAGUUGUGGAUUUGGAUUAUCCAGAUUUGGGCCAAAGUGUGGAGCAAACAAUGGUUGUGGGCCUGAUUUUCUCCGAUUUGGACUUGUGUGAGAGAGGAAAAGCUCCAUUUGACAGGGGAAAGAAUUCAUUGUCUCACCGACCUCUCAUUGGAACGCGAUUGACGUUUUCGGCUACAUGGAAUUUAUGGGUCGUGCAUGGGCAGCCUCGACCGCCAGACGUCGCAGCCAAUCCCAGUCUUGAGGACAAGACUGUUUUGAAGGGGGGAGUAAUGAUGGGAAUCAGCUAUGAGGGUAUUCUUAAGGGGCUAAAGUGUAAUAUGGGGGGUAGUAUAAGUAAUAGAGAAUAAGGCAUGUUAGAGAUAGGAUUGAGUUUGUUAGAUCGAUUAGGGCUCCUGCGUUUGUGCAGUGAGAGAGGGCGUAGCCCUGGGAUCACUUCGGUGAUUGCUUAUCUUCGAUUUGUAUUUCAGUUCAGUUUAUCGCAAUUAUCAUAUAUCGAUUCCUAUCA
Molecule: messenger RNA, 1566 nt
Organism: Helianthus annuus (common sunflower)
Lineage: Eukaryota; Viridiplantae; Streptophyta; Magnoliopsida; Asterales; Asteraceae
Exons: 2
Coding region: 401-1408 (335 amino acids)
Source: RefSeq, a predicted model, not a curated record